AUGAAUAAAUCCCGGAAAACAGGAUUUGACUGCCCACCACAUCUUUUACAAGUGUUAGCUUGGAUUCUCGAAUUUGCUACAAUUUUUGUGUUUUAUUUUUUUAUUGUCCCAAUCCAGUCACUUUUGAAUCAAAUUUUAAUGUCAGUUUUAUUUGGGAUUUUUCAAUUAGCCUUUAUUUACCAUGCAUUUCUUUUAACGAAAUCUGACCCUACAGACUCAACCUUAAGGCAGAAACCAAGAAUAAUUCGUUCAACUGAUGCAUACUUGACAUAUUGCUCUUUAUGUGUUUCUGAAGUAAGUAAUGAUAGUAAGCAUUGUAUGAAAUGCAAUAGAUGUGUCAGCAAGUUUGACCAUCAUUGCAAUUUUGUGAAUAAUUGCAUUGGGAAAGCUUAAUUUUUAAUUAAACUUAUCCAAAAGUCCUGUAAAUCUAAAGAAUACAAGCCAGUACGACCUUAAAAAGGCUGCUCUGCUGGGAUGAUUAUACGACGCUAUGCCGCGCGUCUGCAAAGGUUGUCCUUCAUGGAAACUAAAAGCAGUUGAAUUUCUUGUCAGCUCUCAGCCAAAAUGGAAAUCUGAGACCGAGAAAGUAUAUCUCUAGCUCUGCUGGGAAGCCCCUUUCCAACCCUCAGCACAUUGCCUUCCGCGGAAAAACCUUGAUCUGCAGUAAAGUAUGCAGCCAAUUAGCUCGACAUUGUUUCUGACCAACCAGCCUUCCUAUCCGCGGUUAUCAGCCAUAAAAGCGUCAAGAGAGUGAGUUGGAUUGCCCAGGCCAUUUUAAUGUAUGGCGUUAGGAAAUGCAAUUAUUGAAUAUUUAUAAAAGUAAUAAUAUUGUUGGAAAUGAUGGAAGUAAUAUUUCUAGUUUGCUGCUCUUAUGUUAUUUAUAUUUGAAAUUUUGACUCAAAUCAUAUAAAAGAUGUGAUAAACGGAAUUUAUGGAGAUAACUCAGAAUUUGGGCUAAUAAUAGCAUGCUGAAUAUUAGGGGUGCUAUCUCUAAUUAUUUUAUUGGCAAAUGGAUAUUUAAUUUCAUUGCACGUUUGGCUAAUAACACAUAAAAUAACAACAUAUGAGCUGAUAUGCAAAAAAAGAUUAAAAAAAACAGGUUUCGACUCAUCUGUAAAUAUUGAUUCAGAUGAGACAAAAAUAAUCCCUUCAGCCCUGACAGGAUCUUCCAAAAGGAAUAUACAUGCAAGCUCUUAA
This is a messenger RNA of Blepharisma stoltei, 1197 nucleotides long. NCBI's taxonomy places the organism in Eukaryota, Ciliophora, Heterotrichea, Heterotrichida, Blepharismidae. The record is from the annotation of a GenBank genome assembly.